CAAAGAAACGCUGAACUAGUCUUUUUUGCCUGCGUUUUCCAGGACAAUUCAAAAUUACACUUCUUUAAAUAUGCAUGAUUAGUUUGCCUUUUUUGUCUAUUAAAGGCAUUUUUCAGUGCGUUUGUGGGAAAGAACAGACAGGACCUAACAUCUUCUAACAAAAGUAAGUUGCUAGUUGAACAGACUUCUCAGAGUCGACUCCCAGCCCUUAGCGCUAACACGGGAUUUCCUGUGCGCAGCUCUGCAUCGCUGACUGAGAGAAAUUGAAGAGAAAGUUAAAUUCUCUGCACAGCGCAGUCAACUGUGAAUGUAACAAUGUCUCAGGCUGACAAGAUAGAAAGCACUGAUACGUUGCCACCCGGAGAACCAAGCACAAGUAACGGUGGAAAUUCUUCAACAAAGCUGGAAGAUGAGACUAAAAAUGAACUUGAGCUGGCGGCAGUUUAUGUGUCCGAUGCCCAGUACAACAGGAACAUCUUCUUUGACACAUCGCCUCAGGGUGUCAGGUUGUACAUGCUCUACAAUCACUGGGGCAUGAAGGUGCUGUUGUACACCUUCAUUAUUGUGAACCUGGCUCUAGCCUUGUUUGAAGAUCCAGCACUCAUCCCUCUGCCCAUAUGGGCGACAUUGGUGGCGGAGUUAAUAUGCCUGACAGUCUUCACAGCUCGGCUCAUUCAUUAUGCCAAAGUCAUCCCACAUCAGAAAUUCUGGAAGGAUCCCAAGAACAUCUGCAUUAUUGUCAUCAUAUUACUGACUCUAGUGGACAUGAUAAUAUAUGGGUCUAUGAAGGCAGCAGGCUACUAUGGCGUACGAUGGUCAAGGGUCCUGCGACCUCUGUUCCUGGUCAAUGUUACAGAAGGCCGCCAGCUUCGACGGGCAUUCAGAAGUAUCAGGAAUGCUUUGCCCCAAAUCCUCUACGUCUUCCUCCUGUUUAUAUUCACCGUGCUAAUGUUUUCGCUCAUGGCACUCAAGCUAUUUGGAAAAAGGGGUCUUGUAACCAAUGAAGGAAGGCAGUAUUUCACAGACUACCUGGAGAUUGUCUUUGAGCUUUAUGUAUUAGUGACCACUGCUAAUAGCCCAGAUGUCAUGAUGCCAGCCUACAAUGCCAGCUUUGUCUUUGCUGUUUUCUUCAUCGUAUAUAUUCUUAUAAACACAUACAUAUUCAUGUCUGUGUUCCUUGCUGUGGUCUACAACAACUACAAGAAAUACCUUAAGGAAGAAGUGAGGCAGCUGGUGAGAGCCAAGCGGUACAAGAUGGUGCGGGCAUUCCGGGUGCUGCAGGAGACUUGGGGAGGGGAACCUGGGAUCACACAAGCCCGCUGGAACCAACUGGUGCGCAUGGUGCAACCCGGCCUCAGUAACUCCCACCGGGAGCUCCUAUGGUGUGUCUCCGAUGUGGACAAAAAAGGGUACAUAGGGAAAAUGGCAUUCAUCCAGCUGGCUGACCUCCUCAACAUCCAGGUUAUCACAGUAAAGUCACGGACCCACCCACUGCAGAACUGGCUGCCUGGGCUAUACAACUCUGCAGCCAGCAGGUUCAUUUGCCGUAUGGUCCUGCACAAGGCCUUUGUUUAUGCUUACGAUAUCAUUAUUGUGGUGAAUGCGGUUUUCAUUGGGCUCGAUGAGGAGAACUCGCUGAUCUCCAACGUGGAGUGGGUCUUCCUGGGACUGUACAUGCUGGAGAUCCUGUUGAAGCUGUACACCUUUGAGCCACGGGCCUUUUUCGCCAAGCACCAGUUCUGGAACUGGUUUGACACCAUCAUCGUUGUUUCCGCUUUGAUUGCUACCAUAACCAAUUCUGCGCUGAGGUCAUCUGGUGGCUACUCCAGCCGUGAGAUCCUGGACAUCAUCUUCAUCCUGCGAGUCCUGAGGCUGAUACGGAUUGUAGACAGUAUAGAAAGAUUCCGGACCAUCCUUAACACUCUUAUCAAAAUUGGGCCAGCAAUUCUCACAUUUGGCCAGCUAAUUAUUGUGGUGUAUUACAUAUUUGCCAUGGUGGGAAUGGAACUCUUCAAGGGUAAAGUGACAUUUUAUGCGACCAAUUCCACAAACUCUGAGCAUCGGGACUGUGGAAAUCCCCUCCUGAAAGGCACUGACUUUGCCAAACUCAACUACUGCAAGAACAACUUCAAUGACAUUGUGUCCUCUUUCAUCCUCCUUUUGGAGCUCACAGUGGUCAACCAGUGGCAUGUCCUGUCCAGCGGUUUUGCCACAGUCACCCAUGUAUCAGCGCGGAUCUUCUUUGUUCUGUUUCAUAUUGUAGUGGUCAUCGUCAUCAUAAACAUUUUUGUAGCGUUUGUGCUGGAAGCGUUCUUCGUGGAGUAUACAGUUGCCAAGAGUGAUUUACAGUCAUCACUGGAGAAGAAAAUUGAGGAACUGGAACUGGGUGUUGAUCAAGACAGGCUGGAGAACAGCUUGAUAGACGGCAUGGAGACGCAGGACAAUGACUUGGGCCCAUCAGAAACCACUAAGGGAAAACCCUCACUUAUGUUUAGAAUUGCCUCAAGAAGAUACAAAACUGUGGAUGGAUUGCUACAGAAGAUAUUUGAGGCAGAUCUAAGCCCAGAGGACAAUGCAGAUGAUGAGGAUCCAGACAGCCCAUUGAAUCCAGACCGCAAUAUCCCAAAUCCAGUAUAUGACUUAAUGUAACUGCCAUGAAAGGGAAUGCACAGUUGCUUUAAUUGAUCUUCAUACAUAUAAGCAAUGUAAACAGAUCAUUUUCAGGAACUGUGCAGUUUAUAUUAAGUGACCAGAAGAUGAACUUCUUCAUGGUGGUAUUUAGCAUGUAUACAUUCUUAAUAGUGAUUUGUAUCUUGCUUUUGCAUAUAUACCUCUGUGAAAACGAUUUCCUCAGUUUUUUCCCCAGAAAGGAGUUCUGAAGUACCUCUUGCCUUUUGUGAUAAGUUAUUAAGUGGCAGGUAAAGUAUAGCAAAAUAAUUGUGUUUAAGAGUUGAAUGUCCUUAAGCCUUUCCAUGUGGCUGUAGCAAAACAUAAAGGGAAGUCUGCUUGUCUUACAAAGAAAAAUAGCACCAUGUUACAGAUGAUGUAAAUAGGCUUUGGAAAUGCUGCUAAAUAAA
Messenger RNA from Megalops cyprinoides (Indo-Pacific tarpon), 3077 nucleotides. It is a transcript of the gene tpcn3, whose product is annotated as two pore segment channel 3. Gene Ontology annotation, molecular function: monoatomic ion channel activity. The record is from RefSeq and is a predicted model, not a curated record. Gene Ontology annotation, biological process: transmembrane transport; monoatomic ion transport. The transcript has 19 exons. Lineage: Eukaryota; Metazoa; Chordata; Actinopteri; Elopiformes; Megalopidae. Bases 316 to 2649 code for a protein of 777 amino acids. Gene Ontology annotation, cellular component: membrane.